AUAUACCAGAUGGAAUUUUGAAAGGAAAGGUCGCUCAUUGGAGAAACAUGGAGAAACUAGUGCGCGAUUAUUUUGAAAAUGUGCAGGUGCCUACUAGAAAGUGGCAAAACUUAUACUACAGUGUGAAAAGAAGUCUGGCUAAAUUGAAAGAAUCUAGCUCAAAUCGGAAUUUCGACGUGCUUUUAAGUAGAUAUGCUUCAAAGAUCGAAUCAUACAUUGCUGGUGAAGAUGUUAUCUAUAACUUCCAAGAAGCAUUUAAAUCAUCACUCCUCGCUUAUGAUCUUAAAACUUCAAGAGAUCGGGCUCUUGCCCAAGGAAGAGUCACUGGAAAUGUGUUAUCAGAGUUAGGUGCCCAGGAAUUGGCUAAUGAAGUGAACAACAUGAUGAGAACUCAAGAUGCUAAUAUUGAUGUGCUCGAAGCUGAUCAAAAUGAUGAUGUACUUAAGGGUGAUGACCCAUUUGCUCCCAUUAAUCAAUCUCCAAUGUCAUAUCACUAUUGUCAAAGGUAACUCCAUCUAUCAGCUGCAAACACCAAGCAAGAAUGCUGCAUCUCCAAACAAACCUGCUCUUCAAAGAGAAGAUACUGAACAGCUUACAUCAAUUGCUGAUAUUUGCAUUAAUUCCUCAACAAGAGAAACUUGCUCAAGAGAUCUUUUGCAAUUAUCUAGUAGUAUCAUCAUCAAAAGAAAAGAAUACAGUUCCCUUCAAUCUCUGAAGGUUUUUGAUCUUGCUAUUCAGUGUACCUCACUUCAAGACAGAGAAACCAUUGAUGACUCUUUGGCCAACGUUCAUCCUGGUGUCAAUGCUGAUCCUGUACUCUCAAAAUUUAUCAAGAAGACUGUCUCAGAAUUCGCUCUUAGUAGUCAAAGAGCUGCUUUUUAUCCAAGUGAUGAUGAACGGACUAUAUACAUUGAGAUGUUUGUACCUCUAUUUAGAUAUUUUGCCCUAUUUGGAAAGAAGCUAGUUUUCACCUGGUCGGAAAAAGCAAUGAAGAAUAGUAGCUCAACUUGGAUAAUAGAUAGCGAUUUCAAGAAAGGUGGUGUUAAUAAGAAGCUUCUUGACGGAAUUGGCGUGAUGGUAGAGGAGGAUAUCAGCUGGCUUUUGAUUGAGUCAUCAGGUUUUUCAAAGGAGCAAAAUUAUACACACAGCAUCGAAGAUUGCAUCAAGAACAUCAAGAAUGGUACAGACUCCUUGAAAUUCAUCAUGUCUAAAUACAAAGAUGCAUCAAUUGCCACAAUGAAAAAGGUCAAGAUCUAUUCGGUACAAAUCAUUCAAACAAAGAUGUCCUUGGUGUGCUACCAAUUGAAGAACGGUCAAAAAUGGAGUUGCUAUGAAUGUUUUUCGCUUGAGAUGCCAUUAUUAUGGUCAAAGAGAAAUUUAUUGCUUCCUGUGCUUGAGAUGUUUGCUUUUUUACAUCAAGAAUUGAUUCAACAAGAACAAGUUCAUGUAGAAUUGUUGAAAGAAAGCUUGGGUAUUGUUAAUGUUGAAGACAAAAUCUCUUCCUUGUUUAAUACUGUGGUUUUAAAAUGUUCGAUAAAGUAAACAAAGCUAUAUAUUAUAUCCAGUUUUAAGUAAAAUGCAAUCAUUUGCAUCUUUUAAAAAGUGCUGUCGCGUAUAUUUAUACAUGGAGAGCAUAUAUGUAUGGUUUAAAAGCUUGAGGUUCAAGAUUUGCUAAUAAAAGCGCUGAUUAAG
This is a messenger RNA of Mycotypha africana, 1692 nucleotides long. RefSeq lists its product as uncharacterized. Bases 397 to 1542 code for a protein of 381 amino acids. The transcript has 2 exons. Lineage: Eukaryota; Fungi; Mucoromycota; Mucoromycetes; Mucorales; Mycotyphaceae. The record is from RefSeq and is a predicted model, not a curated record.